UCUCUGUCGUCGUUUCCAUCUCGCUUUCCUCCUGUUUCAUUCCUGUAUCUUUCUUGUCUAGACCAAGUGGAGCAGCCAGCUGGCAGUAGCGCCAUGUAGGACCCUUCAGGAACCCGAUGGACAGAAAUCAAGUAUCAGGAAAAAACUUUACUGAUGUAAGGAAAUGUGGCAGAUUCCACCACCUGUUGUCGCAGUUUUUGGCGUUGAGAGUGACACCAAGCAUAUGGAAGAAAAAAUCCCAAGAAAGUAAAAACAAAGGAAACAAAACUCACAACAUACAGCAGAAGACAAGUGGCUCUUCUGCAAAUUCCACCUCUGCAAAUAUGAGAGAUUCUGCGGAAGGUCCUAAAGAAGAGGAAGAGAAGCCUUCAGCAUCGGCACUUGAGCAGCCGGCCAUUCUUCAGGAGGUAGCUUGUCAGAGUGUGCUUCCAGAACUAGUUACUCCUCCCCCUGCCUGUGAGUCACAGCCAGAACCAGACGAGAAACCAGAAGCAACAAAUUGUGAGGCGAAUGAUGUGGAGGAAGAGGAGGAGGAGGAGGACGAUGAUGAUGAUGAUGAUGAGUUAGAAGAAGAGGGGGAGGAAGAAGCCGACAUGCCGAAUGAAAAUUCUGUGAAAGAACCAGAAAUACGAUGUGAUGAGAAGCCAGAAGAUUUAUUAGAAGAACCAAAAGAUAUUUCAGAAGAAACUCUUGAAGACUGUUCAGAGGUAGCGCCUGUUAUCAGAAUCCCCAAAACUAAAGAAGAGUCUAAUGGUGAUAUAUUUGAAGCAUUCAUGUUUCCAUGUCAACAUUGUGAAAGGAAGUUUACAACCAAACAGGGGCUUGAACGUCACAUGCAUAUCCAUAUAUCUACAGUCAAUCAUGCUUUCAAAUGCAAGUACUGUGGGAAAGCAUUUGGCACACAGAUUAACAGGCGGCGGCACGAGCGUCGCCAUGAAGCAGGGUUAAAGCGGAAAACCGGCCCAACACUACAGCCAUCAGAGGACCUCGCUGAUGGCAGAGUAUCUGGAGAAAGUGUUGCUCCUAAAGAUGAAUUGCAUCCUCCCUAUCUUGGGCAAAACUGUCUGAUCUUGAAUUCAGAGAAAGCUUCCCAAGAAACAGUAAAUUCUUCUGUUAUAGAAGAGAAUGGGGAAGUUAAAGCACUUCAUCCGUGCAAAUAUUGUAAAAAGGUUUUUGGAACUCAUACUAAUAUGAGAAGGCAUCAGCGUAGAGUUCAUGAGCGCCAUCUGAUUCCCAAAGGUGUACGGCGAAAAGGAGGCCUCCAUGAAGAGCCACAGCCUCCAGCUGAACAGGCCCAACCACCCAGAACAUCUAUGUACCAAGCACAGAGCCAGAGGAGGAAGGGGAAGCAGAUGAUGUGUACAUCAUGGAUAUUUCUAGCAAUAUCUCUGAAAACUUAAAU
Messenger RNA from Galeopterus variegatus (Sunda flying lemur), 1402 nucleotides. Its product is annotated as PR domain zinc finger protein 2-like. Lineage: Eukaryota; Metazoa; Chordata; Mammalia; Dermoptera; Cynocephalidae. Gene Ontology annotation, biological process: regulation of gene expression. The record is from RefSeq and is a predicted model, not a curated record. Gene Ontology annotation, cellular component: nucleus.